AUGACGAGGUCUCUGUACGACCGCAUCUGGCUUCGGGAGGCCGGUGGAGGCUCGACGAAGGCCAAUAUUCGCGGCAUCUACGGUUCAAAGGAAUGGGUCAACGAUCUGGACAUUGUCAAUGAGUUGGGGGGCCAUACCGGCUGUGUGAAUGCGUUGAGCUGGUCGCGAUCUGGUCGCCUUCUCGCGUCGGGGUCGGAUGAUUUUCACUUGAAUAUAUACUCGUACCAGCCAGACUCGUCCACUGCACCGUUUGCACUAAACACCAGCGUCUUCACCGGUCACACAGGGAAUAUUUUCUCUGUCGCAUUUAUGCCGCACUCAAAUGACCAGACUCUUGUGACUGCUGCUGGUGAUAGCCAGGUACGAGUUUUUGAUAUCGAGUAUUCCAGCAGCCGGAAUGGCUCGCAGGGGAUACCGCCAGCGUUCGCCAAUCAAGCAAGAAACCCGCAUUUGAACCGGUUUUUCGGCAAUACGCGCUAUCUUGGUGUAGGAAACACUAACGCCCGCAUUUAUCGAAGCCAUGCGGACCGCGUCAAGCGCAUCGUGACGGAGUCGUCUCCAUAUCUCUUCCUGACUUGCUCUGAGGACGGGGAAGUUCGCCAGUGGGAUCUGCGUCUGCCUUCCUCUGCGUACCCCAAACCCCGUGGCGGCCUUCUGUACAUGACGCAGCGCGUAGGAGAAGGGCACGAUGACUCGAAUGUUCCCCCGCCACUGAUCUCGUACAAGCGGCACAGGAUCGAUCUGAACACCAUAUCAUGCUCUCCGAGCCAGCCGCAUUACAUUGCUUUGGGCGGGGCCCACCUGCAUUGCUUCCUUCAUGACAGACGUAUGUUAGGUCGAGACAUGACCGCUGAACGGGGUGAUCCCGGUACAUCCCCUGGCAUAGGAAGCGGCUAUGAUGAGGAGCUAAUGGGCCAGGCGACGCGGUGUGUCAGAAGGUUUGCGCCGAACGGCAAGACACGGACCAAGUCACGUUAUAAAGGCCACAUCACAGCGUGUAAAAUCAGUAAUGCCAAUCCCAAUGAGAUGAUUGUGAGCUGGUCUGGCGACCACAUUUACAGUUUCGACUUGGUCCGAAGUCCUGACGCACUAAGUACCCAGGAGCAACAGUCAUCUGUGCAAGGUCAAUCUAGCUCACGUAAGAGACGGAGCUCCAAGGACAGAAAGCGUAAGCGCCAACCUAGGACCUCGCAGUCCUCGCAGUCAUCCCAAUCCAGUGGCGGUAGACGCAGAUCAGCCCGCCGAAGUGAAGAAACUCACGGAGAAGGGGAGUUAGCAGUUCGAGUCCGGUAUGGCAAUGGCGAAACGGAGGACAUACCAUUUCCUUCCUUGUUACACGAAGGUUCCACUGCGUCCGCCGUGGCUUCGGCGGAGGCAAUGGAACAGGCGAGAUACUCCGUGCUCAAUGAGGUUCAAAGGCAAAGUUUGAGAAUUGCCAAGGGCCUUGUCAAGCUCAGGAAGGCUCUCUUCUCCCUCGAAGCUUCGGCCCGUGAACAUGCUAAUAUGGCAACUCCAUUCUCUGUCGUGGCCUUCCACGACUCCUUCUCUUCCGCAUUGAUGCUGGCACUGACCUUCUUACCUCAGAUGGAAGAGAUCAUGAGGACCUGGAGAUACCCCCUCAAUCCCACCCCUGAAAUCGUGCGAGUGCAGCAGACGCUGCGACGUAAUAGGGAGUCAGCUUACAGGUUUGUGCAGGCCGCCGGCACACUUGCGCGGGCUCUAGGUGGGGACGUGCAGGAUUACGGAGUGGACGACGAUGUUCUCGAGAAAUUCCAACAGAUCGGACCUGCUCCGGGGGAGGAUAAUGUCAUUGGACGCAGGGAGCAAUUCGGGUACGAUUUUUUGAAAGCGCUGAUACUGUUCGCCGAGGGAGGCCGCAGUGCUGUCCUCGCCGGCUUCAAGCGUAGCGCCGCCCAUGGCCGGAACCGAGACCGGUUUCCUAUACCUCAGUUCGCGACCGAAGGUGCUCUGGAGGCAGUACUUAUUCCGUACUUGCAUGAUCUUGCGGAUGAUAGUCUCGUGGUAAAUGUUGAUAGUUCCAGGUUCGAGCAUGACGAGACCCGUAUUCUUUUCCCCAGCCAGAAAGCAGCGGUAGAUGCAUUCGAAAACGCCUUGAGAAGCGCGAUUCCAAAUGACACUGCGAGCGGGACAGAAGCCGGGGAAGGUUGUGCCAAUGGGGCAGAUGGGACGAAUAGGCUGGGUGGAUCUGAUUCUAGUGCCACUGAUCCAGCUACGUCAACAACCCACUUCUGGCUUCUUUCAGUUGGUCGUGGGAUUCUGAUGGACGCGGGAACUGGCGUGAACUUUGAGUUUGUCAACCGCUCAUACGGUGGUCUCAAUGCUACUGUCGAGGAUGAUUCGGAUGAGGAGAUAGAGGUAGAACGAUCGCAAGAUGACACGGAGGCGAACGUUGAAGAAGAGGCUAUUCAGGAUAUUAGCCUGGCCAUCAACCGAGGAUCUAGUCAGCAGAGUCAUCGUGCCAGAUCGGAUGAGAUACCGGAAUCCCAGACACCCAUGAGCACCGAUACGGGAAGUGAAAUGGAGAACUUUGGGAUUGCCGUUGCCUCCAGCUCCUCGGAUGAGCAUGAAAAUGAUGAAGAUGAUGACGACGACGACGAUGAAGACAUGGACGACAGUUCAGAAUCAGAUGCUGCAGAGCGCCUGUUCCGGAGUUACGGCUUCGAAAGAAGCGGACGAGAGGACGUGGAGAACCAUGUUCCGUGCUCAUCGCACACAAGGGUCUAUCGCGGACACUGCAACGUCAAAACAGUAAAGGACGCGAAUUUCUUCGGAUUAAACGACGAGUAUGUGGUGAGCGGGAGCGACUCAGGUCACUUAUUCAUCUGGGAGCGAGACACCUGCAAGCUUGUGAAUAUCCUUAAAGGGGACGAUGAAGUAGUCAAUGUCGUGCAAGGACAUCCUUACGAGCCUACCAUCGCGGCCUCGGGAAUCGACGAUACCAUCAAAAUUUUCUCGCCGGACCAGCGCGCUCAGGAGGAUGCCCGCAACGGCAUCAAUAUCCUAGACCCCAAUAACCCGGCUAACACACUGGGGGGAGGCUAUGGCGGACUGAAAAGCGCCAAAUGUAUGCACGAUAGUUAUCGGAUCAUGAGCGAGAACGACGUCCAGCGACAAGGAGGAAUGAGCGAUGCGUUUCUGACUAGACACAUGCUUGCCCAAUUCGCGGCCACUGUGCGCCAGCAACAGGGCGGGCUGGUUCCCGGCGAACAUUCGAGGAUUGUGCUCGAUGAGAACUGCAGUGUGAUGUGAUGGAGACAUCCCACUUAUCUAUCCAGAGUCAGGUCAACGUAGAAGGGAAACGGAAGCGAGAAAUCAUCACGAUCUGAUCUACCCUGCCCUCUUCCCUGCUUCACUUCUCUAAUCUCUAAUCUUCGAAUUCAGUUAGCUAUCUUUCAAAUUUCUUUAUUUCAGAAAAAGGCUAGACUGCUUUUUUAAUCUC
Messenger RNA from Aspergillus nidulans FGSC A4, 3460 nucleotides. RefSeq names its product WD repeat-containing protein. Lineage: Eukaryota; Fungi; Ascomycota; Eurotiomycetes; Eurotiales; Aspergillaceae. The record is from RefSeq and is a predicted model, not a curated record. The transcript has 5 exons. The coding region runs from base 1 to 3270 and encodes 1089 amino acids.